ACAAAGCGUACAUUUAAAAACAUAAUAUAGUAUAGUCAAAUUCACCCGCAUAGAAUAUGUGAAUAAUAAGAAGGUUUUGAUAUUUAAUGUAUAACAGACAAGUCGGUAGUUAACGUUAAUAUAUUCGUUGCACACUCCCGUCCACUGGUGUCAGUAGCGCACCUAAAAUCUGUUGACAACCUGCAAAUGAAUCGACAAAGGAAGAUGAUAAAAAAGGAGGAGGGUCAAAAGGAAGAGGUUACACAAGUGUGCUAAUUGUCGAUAUAUUUACCCAGUCUAACAGUUUUACUGUCAUCAGCGGAAUACAUGGUUAUAAUUUCUUCUACCGACACCCAGAUGAGAGAAGCGGCGACGCCACAGAACGAGAAGAGCCGAUAACGGGUCUCACGCUGAAAUGGCUGACAAUGAAAUCGACUACAACAUUGUGUUUCCGGAUGCGGGGACAUCAGAGAGACACUGGAAGGGGACAAAGGAGCCGGUGGUGAUACUUUUGGGCUGGGCAGGGUGCAAAGACAAGCAUCUGUCCAAGUACAGCGCCAUCUACAACGAGCAGGGAUGUGUCACCAUCCGCUACACCGCCCCCAUGAGGACACUCUUCAUCUCUGAGUCGGUUGGCUACAAAGAGCUGAGCAACACAGCCCUGAAGCUCCUUGAGAUCCUCUUUGACUAUGAGGUGGAGAACAGUCCUGUUUUCUUUCACAUAUUCAGUAAUGGUGGCUUCAUGGUGUACCGCUACAUGGUGGAGUUGUUGCACACUGACAAACAGUUUAGUUCCUUGUGUGUGGUCGGGGCUAUAGUUGACAGCGCUCCAGGUAGCCGGGACAUUAGAGGGGCUUUAAAUGCACUGUCGGCCAACUUGGGGACGCACAUAAGUAUUUUUUUACGCUACAUCAUCCUGGCUGUUUUUGCAGUGUCUGUUUUCCUGCUGCGUGUCGUGCUCUACCCGCUGACCAAGUACAUACACAAGAACCACUAUGACGCCGUGGAGGACGAACCGCCCGCCUGGCCUCAUUUCUUCCUCUACUCCAAAGCCGACCAAGUUGUCAGAUACCGGGACGUCGAGCUCUUUGUGGAGUCCUUGAAGCGGAAGGAUGUCCCCGUGGACAGUUUUGAUUUUGUCUCCAGUUCACAUGUAGCCCAUUUUCGCAUUUUUCCAGAACAGUAUGUCAGCAUGUGUCUGAAGUUCUUGGGUGCCUGCAUGAAGGACUUGGGGGAAACCAAGGUGAGGAAGAGGCACCAGAUUCAAGAGCAGUGACACUCAGGAGAUUUUUGCUCACAGUAUUUGUCCCAGCUGAAUGUUAGUGUUCCAAACGUGGUCUGUGUAACGUGCUUGGUCUCUCUUUUCUUAACACUGUAACUGGUUAACACUUAUGACACUGAGUCCUAAUGAAGUCCACUUACCAUUCACCACAUAUAAAAAUGACCACUGUUAAAGACAGGCAAUCGCAUAGGAUGAUGAAGAGUUGUAUUUAUUAUUGCUGAGAAAUGUGUUGAAUGGUAGACAAGUUGUCAUGGUUUCAGGUUAAUGGGACUAGUUUUUAUUGAAAACAUAUCUGUAAAUGGUAGUUAAAGAUGUAUGUUAUUGGGUUAAUCAUUACUGAUUAUAACACGUGUGAGGAUGACAAUGUUGGAGGCAGAUUUGAAACAUUACCUUUAUUCUGAAAUGUUUGCAGUGAUCUAUGAUUUAGAGUUUACUGAUCUGAAGAAAAGAUGUGAUUUGACUCGGAAUGUAUGUGGUCAACACAAACUGUUCCUUUUUAACUGAUGUGCCUUCAGUAAAGAGUGAUCAUUGAAAUCAUCAAA
Molecule: messenger RNA, 1803 nt
Organism: Cynoglossus semilaevis (tongue sole)
Lineage: Eukaryota; Metazoa; Chordata; Actinopteri; Pleuronectiformes; Cynoglossidae
Gene: tmem53
Product: transmembrane protein 53
Exons: 3
Coding region: 395-1255 (286 amino acids)
Source: RefSeq, a predicted model, not a curated record